Molecule: messenger RNA, 405 nt
Organism: Syngnathus typhle (broad-nosed pipefish)
Lineage: Eukaryota; Metazoa; Chordata; Actinopteri; Syngnathiformes; Syngnathidae
Product: protein preY, mitochondrial-like
Exons: 2
Coding region: 67-405 (112 amino acids)
Source: RefSeq, a predicted model, not a curated record
AUUUGAGGUGCACUCAAACGGUUUUCCGGAAGUCAUUAGGGGACUAUCUUUAGCUCUAUUGUGGACAUGUUGCGCAAUGUUUUGGGCCGAUUUUUGACCGAAUCGCCCUUAAUUCAUACCAAUGUUAGACACAAGGCAUCCAUUCAGGCAGCUGUAUCUGUUUUUACGUCGGUGAGGAGCUUUACGGAUGUGAAGGACGAAACGAAGCAGGCGUUUGACACAUCGCUGCUAGAGUUCUUAGUGUGUCCACUGUCCAAGAAGCCACUCAGGUUUGAAGUCACGACCAACGAGCUCAUCAACGACGAGCUCGGCAUCGCUUAUCCUAUCGUCGACGGAAUCCCCAACAUGAUCCCCCAGGAAGCCAGACUUGUACAGAAAGAGUCAAACCCAUCUGCCCAAGGAUAG